GUCGUCGUCGUCUUCCUCCACGUCUGUUUGUCGUGCCGGCCGUGGAACACACGUCGCAAGCGGAGGGCAUCAACGAGAAGGCCACGCACGGACCGACCGAUGGCGAACAUGCAGGCAGGCGCGCCACAAGUGGCAGGUCAGGGCGGAAGUCUCCCUUCGACGGCGGCGCCCCGACGACGGUAUGAUCCAUCGUCGUACAGCCAUCUGCAGUCCUGGGAGACGCCGCUGCCCCCAUCGGACGAGGAGGUGGAGGCGGAGGAACUAGGGACGUUGCCUUUGGCCAGCGGAUCGACCCAGUUGUUGUUUUCGCAGCCGCUGAUAGCAGGAGGGUCAGCCAGCAAGGAAGGCGGCGAGUUCACAUCCCUCCUGGAAGCAGGCUUGGACCGCGACGACGACGGAGAAGUUCAUCUGAGGUUCGGGUUGUCGUCGGGCAGCGCGAGACAGGCUAGCCGGACAUUCAUCAUCGAAGAGCAACCUUCGCCACGUUCCCUGCAACGUCCGCGAGGAGAGCACAUGGAACAGUUGACACUUUGUGGCGGUGCUUCCCUUACUGCACGUGCCGGGCCGUCAUCGACAGCGCGCCAGCGUGGACCGAGCACGCCGUCCGUCGAUCCACUACCAAAGACAUUGCUCGCACGCAGCGAGGUAUCGGCAGCAGCCGCACGCAUCAGCGGAGUCGCGGCAGCACCCGCCCGCAAUAGCGUUGGGCGAUCAAAUAUGUCCAACCCCGCACCCAGGCCCGAGGAUGAAUUCAGAGGCGAUCCCGCUUGCAGACCGGUGGUGCAUCCGCAGCCUACGGUGGAGAACAUAACAGAGGGAGUGUCGAACAUGAGGGCACAUAGCGAUGGUGUCGACGAGAAUGGCAGUGCUGACGACGAUGCCGACGAUGGAUUCAGGGAGGACGUCGAAGCCGUUGACGACGACGGCGAUGCGCCUAUUCGGCCUUUGGGGAAGGCGGGUGGGAGGGGGAGAGGACGUGGCAAAGGUGGUGGUCGCGGUCGAUCCGCAGGGCGUGGCAGCAGAGUAGCCGACGGCGACGAUGGCGGGAAAUCAGCGACAUAUUGGUCCACAGACGAUCAACUCCUCGUGGUGCGCUGCAAGUGGGAGCAGGACAUGCACCUUGCCGGCCUUGGGCACAACUACGGUCGGAUGCGAACGAAAGAAUGGAAGUGGGAGGACAUCGCAAAACGGAUGGCGAACGCGGGCAAUUUCUUCAGGCUGUUAAAUGAAGAGAGGAAGGACCACAAUUUCAAGUUUCAGAUGGAGAGAGCGCUCUACAACGAGAUACAUGGAGGCAUGUUGGAAAACCACACCAUUUUCCCUCCCAACAUCGCAGACACAGGUAAUCCGGACGGCGUGCAGCUGCCAAGACGAGGAGCGGGCGGUGGGGAGUCUAUUGAUAGUGAGGCGGCCGGUGAUGGGUGGGCGGAAAAACGUUCUUCGCCGAGGGAGUCCGACAGCAAUGUGGGCAGCGGGGCCCGAAGCAUGAAGCGGAAGAACACGCGACAGCAGGCGCUGGAGUCCAUCGUCGACGUCAUGGAUCUGCACGGCGCGCUGAUGUCCUCGACGAUGGAGUCCUCCAGCAAGCGACAAUGCAGCGUUUUGACGAGGCAGUGCGACAUCCUGGAGCAGGAAGUUGCAGUUCAAAAAGAGCACUACGCGGCGUCCGAUGAAACGCAGAGGAUGAUGUGCCAUGCCUUGAUGGAGAUCGUUGCCGCCAUUCGUGGUCGCUCUACAAUCUUUCGCAGUGGCAGAAUGGCUCCGAGGCGAGGAGGCGGCGGUCAAGCUCGUGGAAAAAAACGUGAUGCGAUCACUGAACAGACGACAGGCGGUUCAGGUGGGGGACGUCACAUGACGAAGACGAAACGGUCACGUCAGGACGCGAGUUCUGUCAGCGGCACGCACUUGGAGGACGAUGGUUGGGGAAGACCAAACGACGGCGAAGGCCACAACGAGACAGGAUACCCCGCUAUGGAGGAGGUAGCGCGAAUGAAGCAAGACCAGAUCACACCUGUUACGACGCCGCAAGGGAGACAUCGCGAAGAUGCAGGAACCGGGACAUCUGCGGCGACGCCACGUGUGCAACAAGCAGUCGGCGAACAAGGAUCUGGCGGUGCGGCGACGCCACGUGUACAACAAGCACUCGGCGAGCGAGGAUCUGCCGGUGCGGGAGAAGCGGCCAUGCUUGGAGAUCAGGCGCAGGUUCACGGCGCCGCUGCGGUCGUGGGCGAAGCGGCGGGCACACCUCGUGAAACGGGAGGAGGGGGGCGGAAGGUCGAGGAGGCGGCGAGGACAUUGGAGAUCCCCCGCGCGGAGAAGAGAAAGGCGAUGGAGGACGACGAGCCGCUUGUUAACAGGGUCCGCAAAGGUGGAGUGGUGAAAGAACUGGCUGAUUGGGCGAAACUAUGGGUGGACGACAAGUCGUUCUGGACGUCGGGGGAGGGCCGCGGGCUGUACAACAUUGUGAACGACGCACGAGAGUACCUCGUCGCCAUCGCCAGAGGAGUUCCUUUGCCGAAGGUCCCCAGAAGUUUAGCCUUGCCGAGGUCGAACGUCACGGUGACGAGGCUCACUGAUUCCGCGCAGUUUCAGGGGGCGAUGAAUCGCGUGUCGAAGUGCCAGAACAUGGUGAUGCGUGUUCUGCACGGAUGGGUCUUCAAGUCCGGAAGCAGGGAGAGGGGGUACACUCUCGCCUUCCAGUACCUCCUCGAAUCGGUGGCCACGGACUUCGCGCGCGCGAUGUGGCUCGGAGAGGACCGGAGCAACGUCAUCAGCCCCGCCAUUUGCACGCACACUCUGGAGCUCGGGAUGGACCUGCCUCUGUGCUACGCAGGUGCUUACAUCGAAGACAGGCCCCGAGACGACGACAUGGCUGCUUACCAGGAAGCGGCUGCCAUGCGACUGAUUGCUGCGUUCAGCGCAGCGGUAGAAAUAGGGAAGGCGGUGGAUGGAGGAUGCAUAAGUCAGGACCGUUUGUCCCGUGUUGCGAAGAGCUUGAAGGUCCUCUUGGCGGCUGCCAUGUGGAUAAUGCGAUUGGCAGGAGACGAUCCGAGGUCUCAUUACGAAGCUUUCUACUUCUACAACCUCGUCGCAAAGCCCAUUAUGGUGGCGUCCAUGCACCGCAUCUUCGAUCAUCGUUGCCACACCUUGGCCGCCGCAAACGCCGCAACCGAGCGACUGGGGAAAGCGCAGUUGACGUUGGGUCACGCGCCGUAUUUCAUCCCGGACUGGGCUAAGUGCGGGGUGAGAUUCGGCCAUGACGCGAGUUUGAGUGGACCCGACGAGGCGAGAGGGCUUGAUUGGUUGGGCACAGGCCCUCCGGCGUGCGAGGACGACGACGACGACGAUGAUGAUGCCGAAGACAACGGUGAUGAUGAUGCCGACGUUGAUGAUAACAAUGAUGAUGAUGAUGAUGGCGACGAUGAUGAUGAUGAUAACGACCACGAUGAUGAUGAUGGUGAUGAUGACGUUGAUGGCGCUUGUGAUGAUGAUGAUGAUGAUGAUGAUGAUGAUGAUGAUGAUGAUGUUGAUGACGAAGACGAUGAUGAUGACCACGACGACGAUGAUGACGACGAUGAUGAUGAUAAUGACGAUAACGAAGAUGAUAACCGGUCGGAGGUGGCGCGGGCAAGGUACUUUUUUGUGUUUGUUUUCGGUCGAGCAGGGCGCUGCUCGACGAUGUAAAUACAGUGGACUCGGAAGUGCGAUCGGUUCAGCAAGGGUCUUUUCGUGUUGUUGCAGAUAUCUGCUUCUGCUUGUCG
Chara braunii is the source of this 3761-nucleotide messenger RNA. NCBI's taxonomy places the organism in Eukaryota, Viridiplantae, Streptophyta, Charophyceae, Charales, Characeae. The record is from the annotation of a GenBank genome assembly.